Molecule: messenger RNA, 1338 nt
Organism: Andrographis paniculata
Lineage: Eukaryota; Viridiplantae; Streptophyta; Magnoliopsida; Lamiales; Acanthaceae
Product: E3 ubiquitin-protein ligase SDIR1-like
Exons: 10
Coding region: 417-1241 (274 amino acids)
Source: RefSeq, a predicted model, not a curated record
AUUUACAUCAAAUUCCCAUUUCCGUACUGUGUCGAGGUUGGCUUUUUCCUAAUUUUGUUUUCCGAAUUUUGUCAAUAAUCGAAAAGCCCUAGCGCGGCAGAGCCAACUCAGUAUCGUCUUCGAUCUGAACUCGUUCACCGCAGGGCAGAUCCGCCAGCGAUUCCUUCGCCAUAAUCAGGUCUUUUAGUUAAUUGCUUUAUUCGGACCUGUCCUUUGGAGGCGAAGGAUAUCGAUUCUUUUUGUUGAUUGUUUGCAUCCGGAUCCAUCCUGCGACGUCGGUCUAAUUUUACGGGCUUCUGCAGAACGGAAAAUUAGGGUUAAUUUUAUUGACAGAGUGACAUUUAAGAAGGAUAAGUUCCGCUCUGUUUGCAUUUUUACUGAAGACGAUUUUGUUCAGUUCGUGCUAUUUUGAAACCAUGAGUUUUGUUUUUCGGGGCACAAGAGGUGAUGUAGAAACUGGGUUUCAGGGAAUUAUUCCAGAACGGCGCACGGUGCGAGUUCAUGCUGCCCGACCAGUCAAUUCGAAUUCCCUCGCCUUUCUUGUCACAGUGCUUUUGCUGUUUAUGAUUUUGAACUCUCACCAAAUGUCUCCUAAUUUUCUGCUCUGGCUGGUCCUUGGGGUGUUUUUAAUGGCGACAACUUUGAGGAUGUAUGCAACCUGUCGGCAACUCCAGGCACAAGCACAUGCUGUUGCAGUGAGCGGCAGUGUUCUUGGCCAUACCGAAUUGCGACUGCACAUGCCGCCAUCCAUAGCACUUGCAACCAGAGGAAGGUUGCAGGGUCUCAGGCUUCAGCUUGCACUUCUUGACAGGGAAUUUGACGACUUGGAUUAUGAAACUCUGCGCGCGCUGGAUGCCGACAAUGUUCCAAUGGCCUCAAUGACUGAGGAGGAGAUCAAUGCUCUUCCCGUUCAUAAGCACAAAGUGUCUGGGCCACAGAGUGGCAGCUCACCAGUGCAGCCAGCAUCUUCUUCAACCUCUAUGGAGAAAAAACAAGAAUCGGCUAACGCUAAUGCCAACGCAAAGGCGGCAGCAUCCGAUGAAGAUGACCUAACUUGUAGUGUUUGUUUAGAGCAAGUUAAUGGCGGAGAACUCGUCCGCACCUUGCCCUGUUUGCAUCAGUUUCACAUGAAUUGCAUAGAUCCAUGGCUGCAGCAGCAAGGCACAUGCCCAGUUUGCAAAUUCCGGGCAGCAGCGGGGGAUCGUUGGUCGGGCCUUACGCAAGGCGAAAUCGAUGCUUGAAGUAGUAUAUAUAGCUUUACUAAAAAUCAGAUAACCUCCUUCCUACCUGCAUAUGAAUCAUAGAUACAUAUAUAUAUAUAUAUAUAUAUACACAAAC